GAAGGAGAAGAGCAGAUAGUGGCGCUAUCACUGGUGCUGGUUUCUGCAAAUGAGUCCCCGUGUUGGUCAGACAGGAGGGAUGUGUGUGUUGUGUGUGUGUGAAACCAGAGGCAGCGCAGGAAGGAAGUGGGCAGGAUGGCGCUGAGUCCUUUGAUACCAAAAAGGGGAAUGGCCGAAGACAGCCCUGUUCCUGUUCACUGCACCUCCACUAACCCUCAUUGCAUCGCACCAUUCUUGAUUCUCCACCCCAUUUCAGAGAGCUGUGUUCUGGUCUAUUGGGGCCAAUCCAUAGGGGAAAUUGUCACUCCUCGAUCCCUUGACUGGACAACUCCCCUGGUUGUGUGCUGCUGGAACCCGUCGCAGUGUUUCCCAAGAUGGCCACAACAUAUCACAGCACCCCUCGGUCUUUUUCGAAAUUUGCUUCUUCUGUAUCGCUUCAACUCUUACGAGAAGUGUCUCAAUUAGGCCCCACCAGCAUCUUAAGCUUGCUUCGCAUUAACUCUGUCUAUUCAGGGUUUGGAAUCUCAAUAAGAAGAUCGCUGUUGCUCAUGUGUCUGUCACUCGCUGUCUAGCUUGGGCUCGACCACCUUGUAUUUCAGGAUGGCAUUUCUCCUCUUGGUAGGAUGACAUAUU
Messenger RNA from Aspergillus piperis CBS 112811, 633 nucleotides. RefSeq lists its product as uncharacterized. The transcript has a single exon. The record is from RefSeq and is a predicted model, not a curated record. Lineage: Eukaryota; Fungi; Ascomycota; Eurotiomycetes; Eurotiales; Aspergillaceae. The coding region runs from base 136 to 465 and encodes 109 amino acids.